This is a messenger RNA of Phyllostomus discolor (pale spear-nosed bat), 1994 nucleotides long. RefSeq names its product noggin (gene NOG). Bases 592 to 1290 code for a protein of 232 amino acids. NCBI's taxonomy places the organism in Eukaryota, Metazoa, Chordata, Mammalia, Chiroptera, Phyllostomidae. Gene Ontology annotation, biological process: osteoblast differentiation; dorsal/ventral pattern formation; negative regulation of cell differentiation. The transcript has a single exon. The record is from RefSeq and is a predicted model, not a curated record.
GAGAGAGUCAGUGGUUUCCAUGGUGAUGGAGCUGAAAGUGCAGGAAAUUUAAAGGCUUGGACCUUGCGAGACAGACAAACCGGUGCCAACGUGCGCGGACGCCACCACCGCUGCUGGAGUCCUCCGGACAGAGCCGGCCUCGGAGCCCGAGCAGCCGGAGGAAAGCACCCCCAGGACCCGCUCGGCCAGCGGAGCAGCACAGAGCAGCAGGACUAAGAGCAGCGAGAAGAGGAGGAGGGGAGAGCGGCUCGUCCACGCGCCCUGCGCCGCCACCGGCCCGGGAAGGCAGCGAGGAGCCGGCGUCCCCCGCGCCUGCGGUCGCUCUGGAGUAAUUUCGGAUACCUCGCCGCAACCGCCUUCCCGAACAGAUCCGCGAGAGGAGUUGCAGCUAACUUGUGUGCCGUCUUUCCGCCCCGGUGGGAGCCGGCGCUGCGCGAGGGCUCUCCCGGCGACUCACGCUGCGGGCCCUGCGCCUGCCCAGCCUCGGGUGAGCGGCAAGAGAGACGGAGGAGUGCAGCGGCGCUGCGGGCUCGGCGUGUUCUCCUCCGGGGACGCGGAACGAAGCUGCAGUCCGGGGCGCGUGCGGAAGGCAUGGAUCGCUGCCCCAGUCUGGGGGUCACCCUCUACGCCCUGGUGGUGGUCCUGGGGCUGCGGGCGGCACCGGCGAGCGGCCAGCACUAUCUCCACAUCCGCCCGGCCCCCAGCGACAACCUGCCCCUGGUGGACCUCAUCGAGCACCCGGACCCUAUCUUUGACCCCAAGGAGAAGGAUCUGAACGAGACGCUGCUACGCUCGCUGCUUGGAGGCCACUACGACCCGGGCUUCAUGGCUACCUCGCCCCCCGAAGACCGGCCCGGCGGAGGCGGAGGAUCGGCCGGCAGCGCGGAAGACCUGGCGGAGCUGGACCAGCUGCUGCGGCAGCGGCCGUCGGGGGCCAUGCCGAGCGAGAUCAAAGGGCUGGAGUUCUCCGAGGGGCUGGCCCCGGGCAAGAAGCAGCGCCUGAGCAAGAAGCUGCGGAGGAAGUUACAGAUGUGGCUGUGGUCGCAGACCUUCUGCCCGGUGCUGUACGCCUGGAACGACCUAGGCAGCCGCUUUUGGCCGCGCUACGUGAAGGUGGGCAGCUGCUUCAGUAAACGCUCGUGCUCUGUGCCGGAGGGCAUGGUGUGCAAGCCGUCCAAGUCCGUGCACCUCACCGUGCUGCGGUGGCGCUGUCAGCGGCGCGGGGGCCAGCGCUGCGGCUGGAUUCCCAUCCAGUACCCCAUCAUCUCCGAGUGCAAGUGCUCCUGCUAGAACUCGGGAACCCCCUGCCCGCACCCGGACACUUGAUCGAUCCUCACCGACUCUCUCUGCACCGUCGCCAACCAGUUCCACCACGCUGUCUCGAAGGGAUUCAAGAUUCAAUGAACUUUUUUUUUUUUUUUUUUUUUUUUUUGGGCUACGGAGAUCUAGCUUUCUGGUUCAUGUAAUGCACUGUGUAACUGUGUAGGAAUGUAUAUCUGUGUGUAUAUACGGUCCCAGUUUUAAUUUACUUAUUAAAAGGUCAGUAAUCAACGUUAAAAGUUACCGGCUUCUACUGUAUUUUUAAAAAAAAAUAAGCAAAAGGAAAAAAAAGAACAGAGAAAAGAGAUACUUAUUCUGGUUGUUGCUAAUAAUGUUAACCUGCUAUUUAUAUUCCAGUGCCCUUCGCAUGGGGAAGCAAGGGGGAAAAGUUAUUUUUUUCUUAAAGUACAAAGAGAGGGGAGAACUUUUGUAGAACGACUUUUAAAAAGCUAUUUUCCAUUCUUCGGAAAGUGUUUUGAUUUUCCUUGGACCUCGAAGAAGCUAUAGAGUUCAAUGUUAUUUUACAGUUAUUGUAAAUAUAGAGAACAAAUGGAAUGACUAAUCAUUGUAAAUUAAGAGUAUCUGCUAUUUAUUCUUUAUAAUAUCCCGUGUAGUAAAUGAGAAAGAAUUGCAGAGCAGGAUUAAAGAAAACCACUAAAAUCUACUGCGCUCCA